AUGGAACAAGGCGUGCGGGUUUCCCCCGAAGUCGGCCUCGUGCACUACGCCACGCGUCGUGGCAGCAUCAAGAUGGAGGUCAAUGCCGAGUUUGUGGACGAGGUAUACGACGCGGUCGAGGCCCACGACGUGUACCGCGACCACUUUCUCGGCAAGACCAUCGUCAUCGUCCUGGACAACGCGCCUGCCCACUGCCAGACGGAGGAUCUCGUCCAACAGCGGGCGGAUCUGGAGUUGCUACGCCUAGGGCCGUACUCGCCUAUGUGUAACCCGAUCGAAGCUCGCAUCAAGGCGUAUCUGGGCUUGAGCCACGAUGAGAUGAUCAACGUGCCGCACGGCCAGAAGACGGAGCGUAGGAUGCGACUGCUCGAGAUAGCCGUGGAGCACUGCAUGCCUUGCAUUGACAUGCGCCUCGUUAACAAGAUGGCGCGACACUGUGCGCUGUCUGUCGCCGCUGCUAUUCGUAGCGAGCCCAUGGAGAAUGGAACUUAG
Messenger RNA from Phytophthora sojae, 492 nucleotides. RefSeq lists its product as hypothetical. Lineage: Eukaryota; Oomycota; Peronosporomycetes; Peronosporales; Peronosporaceae. The transcript is spliced from 3 exons. The record is from RefSeq and is a predicted model, not a curated record. Bases 1 to 492 code for a protein of 163 amino acids. Gene Ontology annotation, molecular function: nucleic acid binding.